AUGCCCACCUCCCCCCUGCGCACGCACCUCGAAACCGACGGCUUCGUAAUCAUCCGCUCGCUGCUCCCCCCCUCCCAACUCUCCGACCUCCACUCCGCCGCAACCCGCACCGUCGCCCUCGCCACCGCCGGCAGGUGGCCGCACGUGCGCACGGUGGGCAAGCAGUUCCCGCCCUGGGCCUGGGCGCCGGGCGUCGGGAUAUGGGGCGUCCAGCACCUGCUGCACCCGGCGCUGGCGGACGCGGGGGUGUUCGCGCGGAGCUACUUCGGCUCCGGGGGUGUUCUGGACGUCGCGAAGGAACUGCUGCUGCUAAGCGAUGACGGAAGCACCACCACUGCUGCGGCCAAGGACGAGGAGCUGGUGAUGGAGCUGUACAACCUGCUCGUGCGCCCCUCCGACGGGAGCGACUUUGCGCUGGGGUGGCACCGCGACGACAUCCCGGCGUCGGCGAGCGCCGCGGAGGAGGAGGCGCGGCUGCUGGGCGGGCCGGCGUGGCACGCGCAGUGGAACCUGGCGCUGUGCGACGGCGACGAGAGCCUGGUCGUGGUGCCGGGGUCGCAUCGGCGCGCGCGGACGGAGGGGGAGAGGGCCGCGGAUCCGUUCGAGGGGGAGAUGGAGGGGCAGGUGGUGGUCAGGCUGGGGGCCGGGGAUGUGGUGUUCUACGAUAAUAAUAUCCUGCACAGGGGGGUGUAUGACGGGAAGAGGGAGAGGAUGAGCCUGCAUGGUGGGUCGAUCGCUGCGACUUCAGCUGUCUGGACGAGAAAGACAGAGACAGAGCUGAGGGCAUGCGCGCCAGACUCGUCAGAUUAG
Messenger RNA from Hypoxylon fragiforme, 810 nucleotides. Its product is annotated as phytanoyl-CoA dioxygenase family protein. The record is from RefSeq and is a predicted model, not a curated record. Bases 1 to 810 code for a protein of 269 amino acids. The transcript is spliced from 2 exons. Lineage: Eukaryota; Fungi; Ascomycota; Sordariomycetes; Xylariales; Hypoxylaceae.